UUGGAGUCCUGAAAAAUCCCAAAGAUGAAGGUGAGGACAAUGACAGGCACAAUUCAAUUGAGAACAUGAUUAAAUGCAGGUCCUAUAAAACGAAUGAGUGGGAUGGUAGUGCAUGCGCUCACCUCCAAUUGACAGCACUUUGUAAGGUGUCUGGCACAAAUCCAUAUUCGUGUUUGCUCUGUGUAUGUCUAAAUAAAUACUGGAGAGGAUUUAGGUUGAGAUUAUUGAGAUUCGCAUAUUGGUCUGUGCUACCUUCCAAAACUCCAUCCCUAUCCUUUCGCCUUUUUAUCUAAUCAUCUACUUAAUUAAUACUACACUUGCCACCUUCUAUAAUUGGCAGAUGCAAAACCUAUCUGCAAACUGCAAUACUGGUAGUAGUUGUUGUACAAGUAACGAACAGCCCUUAGCAAAUAAAACCAGAACUGGUGAUGCAAAAAGGGCGGAAGAACUCAAUGCAAUCUCAAGAAAUAACAAUAGAAUAAUCCAUGGAUGGCCUAAUUUAACCUUCUGAACAUCAAGUCAUGUAAGCCAAUGGUGGAGUUCCCACAAAACUAGUGUUAUCCACCUAUCAUCCUAUGUAAGAUUUUCUGGUCACUCCCUUUUCCGCUUUUCCCCUGCCCUUUGCCACCUCAUUUCUUAUAUAAGAAGGGUAAACCCCUCUUGAGCUCAGUGGGAAAAGCAGCCAUGCAAGGGGAAAAUUUGCGUAAAGGGUCUUGGCUUGAAGAGGAAGAUGAGCGACUGACUGCCUUUGUUGGACUGUUGGGGGAACGGCGCUGGGACUCUAUUGCAAGAGCAUCAGGUCUAAAAAGGAGCGGUAAGAGUUGCAGGUUGCGGUGGUUGAACUAUCUUCGCCCUGACCUUAAACGUUGUCAGAUAAGCGCUGAAGAAGAGCAAAUCAUCCUUCAACUUCACAAACGAUGGGGUAACAAGUGGUCGUGGAUUGCAAGAAGCUUGCCAGGAAGAACCGAUAAUGAGAUAAAGAAUUACUGGAGAACUCAUUUGAGGAAGAGGACAGAAAUUGAAGAACAAGAUAGCUUUCAAAGUGAAAUAGACAAUGCCAAACAAGAUUUCUUGAUUCAAAGCAAUGCAAGCACACAGAAAAGUAACUAUGAAGACUGUGGAUCUGUUGAGGAUGUUUUGGGAGCCACAGAUGAUUCCUUUGAUGCUCUUGCAUUGUCAAACUUUGCUUUCACAAGUUCUCCCUAUGAAAACAGAUUUUCAGAUUGGAUGUCAGGGCUGUCCAGUGAUUUGAAUGAAAUGAAAUAUCAUGGGGAAUGGAAUAGUUUAGACUCUUCCUUCGGUUAUCCGGCAGGGAUCUUUGAGGAUCGUGAUACUAGUGUUUGGGAUGGUUCAGGCUCUCUUUGGGUCAUGGACUAACUCACACAGCUUAUGAGCUUCAUGUAGUGAAUCUAAAUAAGUCUUAGGUGGUGUUUGUUUUUUUACUUAAUUCUAAAUAGAACCUUAAUGAUUAGUAGUGUUAAA
This is a messenger RNA of Vitis vinifera (wine grape), 1482 nucleotides long. Its product is annotated as transcription factor MYB27. The transcript is spliced from 4 exons. Gene Ontology annotation, cellular component: nucleus. Gene Ontology annotation, biological process: regulation of DNA-templated transcription. NCBI's taxonomy places the organism in Eukaryota, Viridiplantae, Streptophyta, Magnoliopsida, Vitales, Vitaceae. The coding region runs from base 685 to 1377 and encodes 230 amino acids. The record is from RefSeq and is a predicted model, not a curated record. Gene Ontology annotation, molecular function: DNA-binding transcription factor activity; sequence-specific DNA binding.